AUGUACUUCAUAUCCAAUAUCGGAGCAAAUGCUGGCGCUCAUCGACUUUGGAGUCACAAGAGUUACAAAGCAAAAUUACCAUUAAGAAUCCUACUUCUAAUAUGUUUUAAUGCUAGUGGACAGAAUUCAAUAUAUAAUUGGGUGAAGAAUCAUCGUAUGCACCACAAAUAUUGCGAUACUAAUGCCGAUCCCCACAACACCCAGCGCGGCUUCUUUUAUACGCACGUGGGAUGGGUGAUGAUGACAGAGCAUCCAGAAUUUAUUAAAAAAAGCAAGCAGCUUAAUUUAUCGGAUAUUUCAUCAGAUCCUGUUGUGGUUUUUGGUCACAG
Molecule: messenger RNA, 329 nt
Organism: Wasmannia auropunctata (little fire ant)
Lineage: Eukaryota; Metazoa; Arthropoda; Insecta; Hymenoptera; Formicidae
Product: acyl-CoA Delta(11) desaturase-like
Exons: 2
Biological process (GO): unsaturated fatty acid biosynthetic process
Cellular component (GO): endoplasmic reticulum membrane
Molecular function (GO): iron ion binding; stearoyl-CoA 9-desaturase activity
Source: RefSeq, a predicted model, not a curated record